Messenger RNA from Cyprinodon variegatus (sheepshead minnow), 2182 nucleotides. RefSeq names its product tissue factor pathway inhibitor-like (gene tfpia). The transcript is spliced from 8 exons. Gene Ontology annotation, molecular function: serine-type endopeptidase inhibitor activity. The record is from RefSeq and is a predicted model, not a curated record. The coding region runs from base 31 to 996 and encodes 321 amino acids. Gene Ontology annotation, biological process: negative regulation of peptidase activity. NCBI's taxonomy places the organism in Eukaryota, Metazoa, Chordata, Actinopteri, Cyprinodontiformes, Cyprinodontidae. Gene Ontology annotation, cellular component: extracellular region.
AGUUUUCCUGCUAACUUUUCAGUCGCCUGGAUGAACAGCAGCAGCAGCAGCAUGUUGGUGUUUCGCUCCUGGAUCCUGUGCGCCGCCUGGUUCUCCUGCCUCUUCAGCUCAGCCUCCUGCAGACAUGGCAGAGAUCAUGGAGGGAACCCUGACCCAAUCAUCUUCAACGAGCUCUGCGCCCUGAAAGAUGAGUCCGGGCCGUGCAAGGCUCUCAAGCAAAGAUACUUUUUCGAUGUCAACUCAGGAGGCUGUGAGCUCUUUGAGUACGGAGGCUGUCAAGGGAACGCCAACAACUUCGAGACGUUGGAAGAAUGCGAAGAGGCUUGCGUCGUCUCAAAGGACAAGAACCCAUGUCAUUUACCGCAGGCUGUGGGUCCCUGCCGAGGUCUGGUCAAACGCUUCUUCUUUGAUACUGCGACCCAACAGUGCAAGCAGUUCUAUUACGGCGGCUGCUUUGGCAACGCCAACAACUUCAGGAGCAUGACCGAAUGCCAGAGGAGAUGUGAGAACCCAGAUGCUCCUACAGUUUCUACAGAAACCCCUGUGAUCACUGUGAGGAAACCCAUCAUGGUCCAGCCAGACAUUGUAAAAGAAGUACGGAUUCUGAGUGAACCUCAAGUCCAGCUAAAUGUCUCUGCUGAACCACAGAAUGAAGUACGGAUUCUGAAUGAACCUGAAGUCCAGCUAAAUGUCUCUACUCAACCACAGAAUGACUUUAGCACUUCGGACAUCUGCUUCAGUCCCAUCGACACAGGAACAUGCAGCCUCGCUCUCAAGAGAUAUGCAUAUAACCCAGAAACCAAGAGAUGCCAGAUGUUUGUCUACAGCGGCUGUGGAGGAAACCACAACAACUUCCAUAGCCGUAAACACUGCUACCACAAGUGCAUCAGGGGCAAAAAGGGUCGCAGGAGUUGGAUGAUCCCAAUAAGGAAGAAAAAUAUCAACAGAGUUCUGAACCGCUCGAUCCGAACACUCAGCCCUGUGGAGCUCCAGUAGCCAGGAGGAAUUUGUAUUUAUCUCUGUAUUAUAGUUUUUGCGGCCAUUUUGAAAUGUUCACAGCAUUCAAGUCUUCAUCACGUGGUUUCUGCUAAAAGUCUCCUACUAAAAAGGAUAGAUUUCAAUCACACAUAUUGAAAUGUUCAUUUUAAUACCUUUUUUUUCCUUUGAUUCUUUGUUGUUUUUCUCCCAAAAUGUAUUGAUUAAUUGGACUCCACUGGACAAUACUGUGCAAAACUCCUUAUGUCCUCCUUCCAAAGCAGCCAGGCUUUGCUAUAAUCAUUAAUCAUCUUCAUCAAAUUCUAAGCAGGGUUCCUGAAGGUCUUCUGUUGCUUUGGCUGCAUUUUUUAUUCAGUCUUAUAUCAUCCUACCAGUAGCCUGUCAAUUUAAUUCAACCAAUCUAAUACAGAAAUAAUAACAGUGAUCCUGGUGGGAGAUUGCUCGCUGUAUAAGAACAGAGUAAAAAGGCACAAAGAAAGGUUUGAAUGAGCUCAAAGACCUCUAACAGAUCAGAGGAGAAUCUGUCUAUUUAGGAGGAUAAAGGAAGUUAUAGGAGGUGGUUUUACUUUUGCAAGUGACUUGUUUUUAGAAACAAGAUAGAAAUAUGCAAACAGGUCUAGAGUCUUACUUCUUUAAAACCUUAGCUCAUUUUAAACCUGAAGCCACUUCUGCCUUUGAUCGUUUUUAUUAUGUAUUUGCAGCAAACCAGCAGAGCUUCUUUAUUUUUCUCCACAACUGAAACAACACAGCUUUAAGACACAUUUUGUUUCAAUUCUGAUCUGAUCUUCCAUUUUUAAAAUCUUUCCUCAGGCUCUUUACAAUGAAUAAUUUCACUUUUUAGUGUUGUGUAUGUAGUUUUAAACACAAUCUCUGAAAGAUUUUAAACUCUAAAUUAUAACCUGAAAAAAGAAGUACGCCACUAUGUUUAUCUGCAAUAAUAAACAAGGUUUUUAUAAAAGAUUACAGGAAUACAAAAAAAUGUAUUAAUUGAAACAGCGAAUGUAUGGAAGUCUGAACUGUUAUCAAUAAUACUUGAGAUUAUUUGAAAAAAGGAUUCAUUUUUGUGGUAAUAUAUGGAAAAUAUUUUGCAGUUGAUAAUUAGAUGAACUCUAGGGGUUCUUGAAAAGUCAUAUUAAGCGAAGAAAAGAAAACUUUUUUUUUCUUUGCAUUUUCCACCCCUGAAUCA